Messenger RNA from Trichobilharzia regenti, 4459 nucleotides. The record is from the annotation of a GenBank genome assembly. NCBI's taxonomy places the organism in Eukaryota, Metazoa, Platyhelminthes, Trematoda, Strigeidida, Schistosomatidae.
UUGCAUUCUGCAAGAGUCAUUCUAGCAAGUGGCGAUUGUGUUGCAAGAUGUCAAGAGGAGGUCUCUGUCUGGAGGCGCAGGUCGUCAUUGAUGUGUGAGAUUGUGCUGUGGGUAUGCUUGUGGUGUGUUGGCUUUUCUGUUUGUUUUCCAUUUCAGCUCUGUCCGUGUGACCCAGGUUCUCGCAAUGGCAUCCAAGUCAACGUGCAUUAGUCGUGAAGGAAAAAAGGGUUGGAUCCCUUUUUUGCCGGGGAGUGUCAAUGGAGUUGAAGAUUGAACGAUCAAUUCUUGGUUGUUUGCUCAAAAUCAACUUCCUCGAUUUUCGCGGAGGCAUCAAUACGACAGUCAUCGUCUCAUCGGUCGCUGUUCAGAAAGAAGAGUUAAACAUCGUUAGAAGUAACAUAACGAUUUAUUAUUGUAAUAUUUGUUUACAGACCUUAGUUUUCUUAGUUUGCUUAGUGAUACUUGAUUUAUAUGCUGGUGUAACAAUACAUAAUACUCAAGUCAACAAUUGGUGUUCUGGUUUUUCGUCCGUUAUAACUAAGCGUUUCGAAAAUCUUCAAGGAACAGCGUGGGCCCGAGCGUAGCGAGAGCUGGGCAUUAACGGUUUAUGAGACGGUAGCUGACAGGCUCCAAGACUCCUAAAGUCUUGCAGCCAAAGCACCUUCCUUCACAAUUCCCUUUAAGUUAUAAAAACAACCCGAAGGUGUAUACCGGUAUGACGAAUAGCAGUUGGAUGGGUAGACCUUUUGAUGCUAUGCCUUUUAACCGUCAACCUAGGCCCAACCUGUACUACCCUUAUAUCCAGGAACACAUGGUAAAUUUUCCAGGUGUCCCGAAUCACUGGUACGACCCAUGGCACCUAGGACCACUUCAUUGCACUCCAACCCCGAUGUACAGACACCCAGUCCGACCUCCCUUUCAUUCAUAAAUUCUUGCGGUGCUGACGCACAAAUAGAUUUAGGUUAUGGUGACAUUUUAAGCCAGUUUGUAGUAUCCCGUGACUUAUUCACGAUAUUGCUAAUUAAUGCACGUUCCUUAAUCAAUAAGAUAUCUGAACUAAGGACAUUAUUAUUAGUCGCCAAGCCUACUGUAGCUCUGAUUACUGAAUCAUGGUGCUCAUCCUCUGUACUUGAUGUGCAUAUAGGUAUCGAUGAUUACACUGUACACCGUGCAAACAGAGAUUGCAAGCGUGGUGGAGGAUGUCUCAUAUAUAUACAUAGCUCAUUUGUAGUCAGUAAGGUGGAAGAUGAAACAAUGAAUAAUGUACCUGACUCACUCUGGGUUGUCUUACAUGGAGAUAAGUACAAACUUCUCAUAGGCUGUGUUUAUCGAGCACCAAGCUCAACAAAAGAAACUGAUGCGUUAUUAGCUAAAUCGUUUGCACACGCAUCCUCGUUUAGUGCUAAUUACAAAAUAAUUGCAGGGGACUUCAAUCUUCCAGAAGUCAAUUGGCUAACUAGUUCCGGCCCCCAACGCUUCGACGAAUUACUUGCCACUAUAGACUGUUAUGGAUGGCAACAACACGUCCAGACACCUACUCGUGGUGACAACAUGUUGGACCUUGUUUUUUGUCAUGACACAAUCCCAGUAUCCACGUAUGUUGGUAAUCGAUUUUCCAGUAGUGACCAUAGAAUGGUACUCUGCUCUCUGCCUUUCUCACCACUAAAUACAGGAAACAAACAAGACUCAGGAAGCACAAUAUGUCGUAGUUACAAAUAUACAGACUGGGGAUUAGUCCAAGAACUUAUUCGACUCUGUCAAUGGGAUGACUAUUUUACCACUGACUCCCUGGAGGCCUUAGUAACCCUGUUUUACAGGAAUGUUACCCUUUGUCUAGAUACAGUUGCUCCAAAGAAAAUAGUGAAAUUAAGUAGACACCGAACUGAAUAUAUUCCAAGGGCACACCGUAAUAAGUUAAGGAAACUGAAGAAACAGUACUAUUCCACUAAGGACAUAUCACUAUUGCUCUCAAUCCACGAGUCUCUUGAAUCUCUCAAGCGCCUACGCUCUCAAAAGGACCUCGACGAAGAGUUAACGGCACUUGAAAGUACCUCCAAAGUUUAUAACUUAACGGCACUUCUUAAAAAACGAAUGCAGUCGGCGAGGGAAAUCCCAUACUUACUUCACGACAAAGUAAUCUACAAUGAACCUGCCACUAUCUGUGAACUCUUCAGUGAUUGGUUUGCAAACUUUAGUUUAGAAACACAUAUGCCUGGUGAAACCGCUCCCCUUACUAUCUCUUCCCUUGAAAGCAUUGUGUUCACUAAUCAGUUAAUAGUACAAGCAAUUAAAAGCCUUAAACCUUCCACUAGUACGGGACCGGAUGGCCUCGCUUCGAUAAUUUUCAAAAACAGUGGGUGUGAUAUACCCUUGUUACUUCUUAAAUUCUUCUCAAUAUCUAUGGACACUGGCACUUACCCUAGUGAGUGGAAAACUAGCUUCAUAAUUCCACAUUACAAAUCUGGUGAUAGGGCAAACGUCCGCAAUUACAGACCCAUAAAUAUAACCCCAGUUAUCUCACGAAUCAUGGAGAAAGUUGUAAAAGAUCAAUUGUCAGACUACCUAAUUAGGGAAGAUCUUGUUACAAGGUCUCAACACGGAUUUCUCAAAAAUAGAUCCUGCGUUACUUGCCACUUCGACUUUUUCAACUGCAUCACUAGUAGUCGCGAAGCACGUAAGCUAGUCGUUGUUCUCUACUUCGAUAUAUCUAGGGCAUUUGACAUGGUAUCUCACAGUAUUCUCUUUGAGAAGCUGUACUCUUGUGGAAUUCGCAACCCAUUACUGAACUGGUUAAAAUCAUUUCUAAGCAACAGGGUACAAAUAACCAAAGUUGGAUCUGUAUUGUCUCAUCCUAGGCAGAUCUCAAGUGGGGUCGUGCAAGGUAGUGUCCUAGGUCCACUUUUAUUCACAGUCUACAUUAACAGCAUUUGCAAGUGCUUCACCUUAGGCAAACCAUUCCUAUAUGCUGACGACCUCAAAGUCGUCUACUCCUGCUACACUCAUGAAUUAAGCGAUAUGGUUACUAAAAUACAUCUUGAACUAAGUAGUCUCGCAUCAUGGUGUGCUGAUUCCUGUCUAAAUUUUAACAUUGACAAAUGCGGCUGGAUUUGUAUUGGCAACAGUAACCUUGAUCUAACUCUUGAAAUAAAUGGGCGAAAACUAGCUAAGCUCAACUCAGUCGUAGAUCUCGGUAUUAGAUACUCUAGUAACCUAACGUUCGCUGAACAGACUGAUUAUGCCAGACGUAAAACGCGAAGGCUGAUAGGAUGCAUAACACGCAAUUUCUUUUGUUGUGAAACUAGGGUUUUAUUAUACAAAGUAUGUGUCCGACCUAUCUUAGAAUACUGCCCGUUUAUUCUUAGCGGACUAAGACAAAAUGACAAGCUUAAAUUAGAGGGAGUGCAACGGCAGUUUACCUCAAGAACUCUUGGUUUAGAAAGUGGUCUGGAAUACCAUGAGCGAUGCGAAAGACUAAGAUUAGAACCCCUCUGGAAAAGACGCCUUAAGCUAAACCUUAUCUUUUACUACAAGCUAACUAAUCUUCUCUUGCAUUCCUCCGAGCCAAUAACUAAACCUACCGCUGUCAUCAGUUACAAUCUUAGAAAUCAUCACAACCUAGCUGCUAUGGAGCACUGUCAGACUUACGUGCGGUACAACUUCUUCUUAAAUAAGUUUUCAGUCAUUUGGAAUAGACUACCAGCUAAUGUGCGCGAUGCAAACACACUUCCAGUGUUCAUCUCCUCAGUCACCAGACUACUCAAAGAUGACAAUGCACUUUUGCGCCUGACUCUUACACCUUCUUUUUCACCCUACAUAGAUAUUUUAAGUUCUUUAAACGUGUAGUUACAACAAACUACAAUUAUAAAUUUUAAUAUUAUUGGAACUAGAUGAUAAACAUUUCUACACAGGACAGUAAUAUUAGUUUACACAUAAUAUAAAAGUUAGCAUAACGGGACUAGUUAGUUUGUGUACCAAAAUAACCACAGUUACUAAACAGAAUAUAUAUGUAUAUAUUUAUUAAUCACUCCUUAAGGACUCCCGUUGCUUUCUUUUGCGUUGCUGUUGUUUGUCUUCUUUUUUCUCUCACCAUUUCAGCUUCCAUUUGACUUUUUGAAUGAGAAUGAAUAAUGUGGAUAUUUGACCAUUUACAAUGACAAAUGAUCUGCAAACAUUAUUGGUCCAGUAUCUUUCAGUUGCCUGGUUAAUAACGAAUUAACUUUCUCCACGACGCAACCUGGAUUACAUUUGUGGAAUAUACUCUUAUACCAAUGGAAAAGUAUCAAUUUGUAAUACAACGUCACGAUUGUAGCUUAUAACAUAACUGAUCGUAUCUGUAAAAAUAGCUUCCUUAUUACCCAAUUUGGAUAUAAAUCAAAUCAAAAAUAAGAUUCGGAUUUGUACACACCCAAGUUAUAUUGAGGAAUUACUUCAAGCUUUAUUUUUUCCCAAGUAUUUUUAA